AUGGGAGCUGUUCCAAGUAGAGAAUCCCUCCGAUACGGGUUAACACGUGGUCUCCCAUUUGAGGAAUCCACAGAAGAACGACAUGUCUUUUCUAAAAGAAAUAGUUUUAAUAAUAACAACAACGUGCCCAAGAUGAUUCUCAUUCCACUUAUAUCAGACUACUUUCCAUCUUCCGAAUCUCCGAUAUUUCAGCAGUUUACUAAUGUCUGUGGAGGAUCAUCAGCGUUUUUAAAAUAUACAAAGGGCAAAUAUAACUCUAAGAGUGAAAAUCCUUCAGCUUUACGUAGAUGUUUGUAUGAACAUUUAAUGAGUAUAAGUAAUCAGCGGUUAUUUGAAACAGAUACGGAACUUUUAGCCGUUCAUCGUGCUGGAAGAGUAUUUAGUCCUGUUCCCUGUGUGGUAGCUUUUAUUCUUGAAAGCAAAACCUUAACACAAUCACGAAUAGAUUUAACUCGAGAUUCUCUUUAUUCUAAUACGAUGGUAACAGCAGUAGAAUUAGAAGGAUUACAACUUCAUAUUAUAGGUUUUAUUGGUGAUACCAAUUAUUGUCCACCUUCUAUUCCACAAAGUAAAAUGAAAUCUAAUCCGUAUAAAUUUGAAUUAUUUUUAUCUAAAAAGGUUGGAGGAAAUCAACGUAUGGUAGUGAUGUGUCUUGCAGCGUAUACUUUUAUUUCUCAACUGCGGCGUAUUGGUAUUGUGGGGGAUCCUUCCACAUUAGAUGAAUUGGAGGAUGUUUACAAUACAGUAGAAGAAUAUCAAUUAAAUGAUUUUAGUACUUCAGAAGAAAGUAAAGAUAUUUCAUAUAAAAAUAAACAACAAAAAGAAUCUAAAAUGGAAAAUUGGGAUAAUGCGAAUAUAAGUGCUAAUGUUAUUUUUCGUUCCCUGGAUUUUUCAGUGGAAGCGACCGAUAUUCCUUGGUUGUGCUUUUUACGUGAAGUACGAGCACGUAUUGAAGAGAGUACAAUAGAUUCUAAAAUCAAAAAGGAUUUAUCGAAUUUAAUAGUAAAUGGGAAAUCUUUAACAAAACAUUCUCUUAUAACUUACAUUGAAGGUGAUACCAUAUGUGGGUUUAUGGAUAGUGAAGAAGUUAAAAAGUGUGUGGAAUGGGCUUAUUGGUAUUAUAUUACGCAUUUAAAUAAUAUUAUUGGUGGAUCUGGAGCAGAAUAUCGAACAUCUUUAGCUAAAGAAUCUAUGAAGUGUCAUUUGGAAGGAAAUGUUUUUGUGGAUUCCCUCAUUCCUUCUAAUGUUCAUAAAGGAGAUGUGUGGAUUGUCGGAUCGUAUGGUUCUGUAUGUGAACAUAUUAAUGAAGAUUCCACACCAAUCUCUCCAGGAUCUGUUUUGUAUUUUGAUGGAAAGGAAUGGUGUUUACAACCCAAUUUGUUUGCAGAAGAUAUUCUCUUAUCUCUCUGUCGUGAUGAAUGUCGACAUGCACGAACAGCAGAUCCAAGUGAUGAUCAUUGGCUACGUGAACCAAAUGGAUCGUUAAAGGUAAAUGCAGCUGGAUUAUAUCAAUGGGAAUUCCAAAAAUGUGGACUCACACUUGUCUAUAGUACACUUCCUGAAUUUGCAAAACAAAAAUCACGAAGGUCUACAGGGACCAGUUUUACUUGCAAAAACAAUAAUAAUAAUCAUAAUAAUAAUAAUAAUCAUCAUCAUCAUCAUCAUAGUAGUAGUAGUAGUAGUAAUCAUAGGAUGAGUAGUAAUGCCUACUCGGUUGUGGAUAUGCACAGCACACCUACUAUUCCAUCCCGUGAAAAGUGCUGGAACUCCCCGUUGGUGUAUAAUGACAGCAGCCGCGAAGUUCUCACACAAGGCGGCAUCUCCAACAGUGAGUGGUGCUCCGCCAGCGCCGACAACAGUCAGUGCGGUUCACUCCCGCACGGCUCCAACACAGAUCCGGAAAAUACGGCAUUCCUCCCCUUUCACAUUGUUUGCCCAACCGCAGUCAACGGCAAUAAUCAUAAUCAUAAUAAUAAUAAUAAUAAUCAUAAUAAUAAUCAUAAUAACGGCACAACAACUCCAACUCCCACCACAUCUUCGCGGCCAAUGCCGGUGCGGAAGAGUGUCGCUGGUGGGCGAAGCACCGCACAGUGGGGGAGUUGUCCCCGGCGGGCAACACUUCCCAUCGCCGCAACGGCCCCGACGGGAUCUGCGCACAGUCCACGUGUGUUGGAGUCCCCGUCCUUCGCCUCCUGCACGAUUGCCCUUCACGCCGUCUCUGUGCGCACCCGGACUGCAAUAGAUGUUGGGCAGCAGCACCGCCUGCAGGAGUUCAGGUGGGAGGUGAGUGAGGAAAUUAAUGGAAACAACGCGGAUGAACACACACUGGCUAUGAGUGGGGGAAGUAGUUUGCGUACAUUUGAUGGCUCAGGGAAGUUUCGUUGGGACUGGAGACGUGGACUCUCGUAA
This is a messenger RNA of Trypanosoma theileri, 2409 nucleotides long. RefSeq lists its product as uncharacterized. The transcript has a single exon. Bases 1 to 2409 code for a protein of 802 amino acids. The record is from RefSeq and is a predicted model, not a curated record. NCBI's taxonomy places the organism in Eukaryota, Euglenozoa, Kinetoplastea, Trypanosomatida, Trypanosomatidae.